CUCUCUCUCUCUGCCUUUACCUUUUGAUCAGUCCUAUGAAACAGUAGAAAGAGAAGAGCAAAAAAGAAAGGACAAUGCCACCACAUCCAACUUGAUAUUAGUUUUGGAGUUUCUUUAUCAACCCAAUCCCAGAGAUUUAAAUUCCAAGUAGAUCACUCUUUUUCCCUUUUCCCUCCUCCUGAGCCUUUUCCCUCUUUUUGCACCUGCCCUUGCUUGCCAUUUCCAACUAUCCAAUGCCUCCUUUCUCAAGUUUGCUCAUAUUCCUUACCUUCUUCUUCCCAAGGAAGCUCAGAUUCUUCACCUUGUAUUAUUUAUAUAAUAAAUGGAGGAGAAACUGAUAAAUUUCUCCUCUGCAACACCACCAUUGCGUUUCAGAGACCUUGGCUAUUGUACCUUUGUUUCAAACAACAACGGAAAACACAAGAAAUCCAGACACAAGAUCGUAGAAGCAGCUUGGAGAGAUGGGCGCUACAGUUCUUCAUCGUUUCAUUUUCUUCCUCUUGUGCCUUUACCCCUGUUCAGGGUCAAGUGUUGCAGGGAUACCUCCUGCAGAAGCAAUUAAGCAAAUCAAUCAAGAAAACAGGAUAUUAUUCUCAUUUUCGGAUUUCACCUCUCAACUGGAUUCUAUUCCCAUUAUCAACCCUUCAACUCCAACUACAACAACUCCCAUCGUUAAUCCAUACACAACCCCACCAGCACCCGUUUAUACAGAUCCAAACACGACUCCGACCACGCCAACCACGACUCCAACCACGCCAACCACGACUCCUACCACGCCAACCACGACUCCAACCACGCCAACCACGACUCCAACCACUCCAACCACGACUCCAACCACGCCAACCACGACUCCAACCUCUCCAACCACAACAACCCCUGCAGCAUCAACUGGAUCUUGGUGUAUUGCUAGUCCAGCUGCUUCAGAAACAGCUCUACAAGUAGCUAUUGACUAUGCCUGUGGCUAUGGAGGUGCAGACUGUUCAGCAAUUCAAUCAAGUGGAAGUUGCUACAACCCAAACACUCUUCGUGACCAUGCUUCUUAUGCCUUCAAUGACUACUACCAGAAGAACCCAGCUCCCACUAGCUGUGUCUUUGGAGGAACAGCGCAACUUUCCUACACUGACCCAAGUUCAGCAAAUUGUCGCUAUGCAGCAACCAGCGCAAGUGCAACAGUUACUCCAGUUACCCCGGCUACCCCAGCUACCCCGAUGACCCCUACUGGAUCAACCCCAACCGACAUCCCUUCUGGAUCAACAGUUUAUGGUUCAGAACCAACAGCAACCCCCACCCUCAGCUUGGCAGUCUCCAUGUCAUCUAGCUCACUGCUUCUCUUCACUGCAACUUGUCUCCUAGUGUUGCUCCUUACUGCAAACUAUGUCUAAACAGCUAAUAAUCAAGUUCAGUAAUUGUCUCUGCAAUGAGAUGACAAUGUCGCUGCCCUGCACAAUGUAUGAAGUUCUAAAGAGGCAUUGUUAUUUGAUGAUGCAUUACGUAUCACAUGGCCACUUUCUCACCAUAAGAUCAUUGCUAUUCUUGAGCAUUUAUGUAAGACUUAUACAGGAUUAUGAACCCCCAGGAAGUGAAGAAGAGCAAUGUAAUCUGAUGGUUCUUGUAGUGCUAGCCUGGUAGACACAUUAAAACAGCUGCUUUCUCAGCAGUACUGUUAGCACAAUAAGUUUUAGACAAGCGUAUGUGUUUUAGGACUCUUUUCUAGUGAAGAUACAUGUAUUUGGAUUCAGCUAGCCCUCAAUGGUUCAUGUAGUGAUAGCUUGCUAGACACGUUAAUACAAUUGCUUCCCCUGCAUACUAGAACAAUAAAUUUUUAGACAAA
This is a messenger RNA of Vitis riparia (riverbank grape), 1831 nucleotides long. RefSeq names its product PLASMODESMATA CALLOSE-BINDING PROTEIN 2-like. The record is from RefSeq and is a predicted model, not a curated record. NCBI's taxonomy places the organism in Eukaryota, Viridiplantae, Streptophyta, Magnoliopsida, Vitales, Vitaceae. The transcript is spliced from 4 exons. The coding region runs from base 462 to 1382 and encodes 306 amino acids.